Prorocentrum cordatum is the source of this 2081-nucleotide messenger RNA. The record is from the annotation of a GenBank genome assembly. Lineage: Eukaryota; Dinophyceae; Prorocentrales; Prorocentraceae.
AGCCACUCUGAGAGCCUCAAGGCAGGCGCCGCCCACUCCAGGCCCGUGCUGGACCCCGAUCCCACAGAUGACCCUGCUGCUCGCGGCAGGCUCGGCGCCGAGGCUCGGCGCCGAGGGCGCGGUCGCGCCGCGGAAGGGCCCGGGCGGAGCCGCCUGGCAGAGCGGGACGGCGACGCCCGGCUUCGGCUCGGAGGGCGGGGCCGUCUGGCAGAGCGCGGCGACGGCACCCGGCUCCAGCCAGGAGGCCUGGAGGCGCCCACUUCAGACGCGGGCGGAUCGGGGGAUUUUGCCCGGGGUUUCUCGGAGCCCUUGCGGGCCUCUUCGCUCUUGGUGCAGAGUGCCGUGCCGAGGCGCCAGAGCCUCCCCACGCUCGGGCGCGCGGCCAGGAGCCAGCGGACCCUGCCUGCACUGGCGCUGGUCCCCGCGAUCAAGAGGAGCACGAUUGCUGUGAGGUACGGCCGCUCAGCCACGAGCGCCCACAUCCUGCGGGACAUGCUGUGCGACCCGAUCAAUCUGCUGCUCGUCGCCGGCCCGUUCGGGCUCGCGGGGGAGCACCAGGGCUGGCCCAGGUGCCCGACGUUCUGGCUCUGCUUCCUGGCGCUGGUGCCCCUGGCGAAGCUGCUGGGGGACGCCACGGAGCACCUAGCCGAGAACCUGGGCCAGGCUACGGGGGGGCUCCUCAACGCCACUUUCGGCAACGCCGUAGAGAUGAUCAUCACGGUCAACGCGAUAAACAGCGGGCUCCUCGACAUCGUGAAGAGCAGCCUCCUCGGGUCCAUCCUGUCGAACCUUCUCCUCGUCCUCGGCAUGUCCUUCUUCGCCGGCGGGCUGGUGAAGCCGGAGCAGAGGUUCUCGGGGGCCGCGGCGCUGAUCAACAUCACGAUGUUGCUGGUUGGGGUGAUGUCGUUCUCGUUCCCGACGGUGUUCUCCCUCGGCAGGCCGGAGGGAGCCUCCGUGGGCGUCUCGCGCGCCAGCGCCGUCUUCGUCAGCGUGGGCUACGUCGCGUACCUGGUUUUCCAGCUGCGCACCCACGUGGAGAUGUUCGAGGACGACGACGGCGACGACCCGAAGAGCACCGACCGCCUGGCGGACGCCGAGGCGCCCCCCUCGGCGGGGCCGGACGACCUGCCGCGCGCGAGCGCGCACGGCCCAGACGAGGACGCAGACCACCCUGCGGGUGCUGCCAAGAGUUGGGGGCGGUCGUCGGUGCCGGCGUCGGCGCCCGCACCACCAUGCCAGGGGUCCUGGGGGAGGCGGACCCUGAGAGCUUUCGCAGUGCUCGGCACACACUACCAGCGGGGCGCUGUUGUUCAAUCCCAGGACGGCGUGCUGAGCGUGCCGUGGGCCCUGGGCCUGCUCCUGGUCAGCACGGCGGCCGUGGCCCUGCUCUCGGAGAGCAUGGUCGACUCCAUACCUGCCGUCGACGGCCUGGUCCGAGCCUGGCGCAUCCCGCGGCCGUUCGUCGGCGUCGUCCUGCUGCCGAUCGUGGGGAACGCCUGCGAACACGCGUCGGCGGUGCGGAUGGCCUACAAUUCCAAGGUGGGCGCCGCCAUCGCCAUCGCCGUGGGCUCCAGCACACAGAUAGCGAUGUUCGUAAUGCCCUUCUCGGUGCUGACAGGCUGGGUGAUUGGCCAGCCCCUGGACCUCAACCUCGGCAGCACGGGCCUGGCCGUCAUGUUCCUCUCGGUGUUGGUCGUUUUCUCGAUCGUGACGGACGGCAAGUCCAACUGGCUGGAGGGCUUCUUGCUGACGCUCGCGUACUGCCUCGUCGCCGUGCUCUACUGGCACGCCGACUGACCAGCACCGCGUCGUCCCCGGCGGUCGGCAGGUGGCACCGCCGAGGGCAGCACAGAGAGCGCCACGUGAGCGACGCGAGAACCGGGGCCGAUCCCCGGACCUCCUCCUGGAGCUGUAGAAGAGAGCACGGCGGGAGGCGUCCGCGGCAUGAGGAGGGAUGCGCAGCGAGCCCCCCAUUCGCCAAUCGCGCCGGGGGCCCGCCGCGCCGCCGACCUGCAGAGGGCGGGCGCGGCAGCUCCGCGUGGCGCCACCAGUGCGCCUCGGGACCGCCACCCUCCCCCCCC